CGAACACUACAAGACGCAUUUAACAACACAAUGCAUCCAACACCGUCCGUUCCUUCAUCACCAAGCCUAGCUGCUACUCCGUCCUCGCCAUCCAUCAUGCCUGGCCCUGUACCAAGACGCCUGUCGGCCACCUCGGUCCGCCGAGCAUCCUCGUCUUCAUUGCGUGGUGGUGUCGAUGCUUUGCCUCCACCUAUGCCAAGACAAGCAAGCAAUUUGGCAGAGCUUCAUGAAAUCAUGUCUCAAGAGUCAGAAGCUGUGACAAAUGCACUCCUGAAACGCCUAGACGACCUCAGACGCGACAAAAUCCGCAUUGAAGCAGAGCUCGAAGCCGAAUCCGAGUCUAUCGUGAAUCGUCUCUCCCGCCAAAUCGCGGCGCUACGAGCACAGCAUGCGAGCACUGAUCCCAACACAGCGGUAUCAGACGUCCCUCUAGCCUCACCCGUAGCAUCAUCUGGCCGUACCUCACGAGCAUCGAGUUUCGUAUCCGAAAGAACACCGAGCAGAGCAGGUAGCUUGAGGAGAGAACCUAGUGUUCAGGGAACUCCGCACCGUCCUGCAGAGGUUUCCAUUGUCGACUCCUUGAAGGCUGAGAACGAGGAUCUGAGGAGGAGGCUGCGAGAGGCUGAGGACAAGAUCAGGGAGUUUACUAAGACCAACGCCAGAUCUUGAUCUGUGUGAUGGCUAUUCAUUGACUGGCUGCAGGCUCAGCCUUAUGGCUAUCAUCCCAAUUGAGGCGCCCGUAUACUGUUGUUAAGGUUGCGAGGUGACGUUCCAGUAUCGCGUGUGAGUCUCCGGCCUUCUCGGCAUUCUUAGAAACGCGUUUUCUCAGUGGGUUC
This is a messenger RNA of Saitoella complicata NRRL Y-17804, 836 nucleotides long. RefSeq lists its product as uncharacterized. The record is from RefSeq and is a predicted model, not a curated record. The transcript is spliced from 2 exons. Bases 31 to 669 code for a protein of 212 amino acids. Lineage: Eukaryota; Fungi; Ascomycota; Saitoellomycetes; Saitoellales; Saitoellaceae.